Cylicocyclus nassatus is the source of this 681-nucleotide messenger RNA. NCBI's taxonomy places the organism in Eukaryota, Metazoa, Nematoda, Chromadorea, Rhabditida, Strongylidae. The record is from the annotation of a GenBank genome assembly.
AUGGAAUCGGAUAGCGAAGCCAGCAACGACUCGGCUAAUGUCAGGCCUAAAAACGAUCAGAUGAUCCGCGUAAAAGACCUCCUACUUGCCGCAUUGUCUCCUGAUGAUGAUGGUUCUAGCGAACAGUCGCUUGCUAAUGUGUUUUCUGAAGAAUACGAUGAAAUUGGACGUGUCAAACUUCUCCAUGACGCAUUCACUGCCAUUUGCAAUAGAAGGGAGGAAGUUGUAGAUGAUCCCAUGUUUGAGUAUCGUCUGGUGACCACCGUAAGCAGGUUGAUUCAGCAAGAACUUCUCAAAAGUUCCACGGUCGACAAUUACGUGCAAUGUGCGCAAAAGAGAGACCACUGUUGGGAACUUCUCAAUGCUGCUACUGUGAAACUGCCUGAAGACUGGGACGCUGAUGUCGUUCUCAAAGGAAUAGAAAAGCUCGCUACGGAGCUUGCCACUGAGCCCGAUACCAAAGAUGUUGCUGAAGAUCUUUCUGGGCGCAAUGUUCCUUUCUUUCAUGCCGAUUUUGUUUCUCAGAGCCACGGCAUAUGUCUGCAUUCCAAUUCUGUAAACAGCCUGGGAGAUCGGAUAAGAUGUUUCGAACUGGGACUGACAAGCAUAUGUCUAAAAAUUGCUGCUAAUAUGGCGGAGCGGGCAGUCGGAGUGGGCACAUCCUCGAUUGUUUAUACAUGA